This is a messenger RNA of Solanum pennellii, 2708 nucleotides long. RefSeq names its product nuclear pore complex protein NUP62. Gene Ontology annotation, cellular component: nuclear pore central transport channel; nuclear pore. The transcript has 9 exons. Lineage: Eukaryota; Viridiplantae; Streptophyta; Magnoliopsida; Solanales; Solanaceae. Gene Ontology annotation, molecular function: structural constituent of nuclear pore; phospholipid binding. Gene Ontology annotation, biological process: RNA export from nucleus; protein import into nucleus. The record is from RefSeq and is a predicted model, not a curated record. The coding region runs from base 119 to 2413 and encodes 764 amino acids.
GUAUAAAAGCCCUUCUUCUCCCAUUGAAAAACCCUCACUGUCCCCUGCUACUCUCCUGCUCCGGCGGUGAAUUUUGAACAACAAAAGAAGUACACAAGCUGCCGCAGCUCCGGUAGCAAUGUCGACAGGCUUUUCAUUCUCCUCUUCUACUUCACCCUUCUCUUUCUCUUCAAAUCCGUCUUUUUCCACCACCCCCUCUGUCACCGCUACCACAUCCGCUUCCGGUUCUUCCCCAUUUUCCUCGCCCUUCGCAAACCCUAACCCCACCUCCUCUGCUCCUUCUUUUGGCUUCGGUACAUCUACUACUUCAGCCUCUUCUGCUCCUUCUUUUGGCUUCGGUUCAUCUACUACUUCAGCCUCUUCUGCUCCUCCUUUUGGUUUCGGCUCUAAUACCGGUGCUUCUACACCGUCAUUUGGGUUUUCAUCUAGUGCUGCUUCUGGUUCCAGUCCCCAACCAACUCUAUUUGGAUCUUCUUCCGGUUCGGCUGCAACUUCAAACCUAUUCGGAUCAUCUUCCGGGUCGGGUACAACGACGAAUCUCUUCGGAUCCACUACAUCUGCAAGUGGUUCGCCAUUGUUUGGGGCGAAUUCAGCUAGCGCCGCUGCCAAUUCAUCCCCUUUUGGGUCUUCACCUUUCGGGUCGUCAGGUACGCCCUCGCCGGGUUUGUUUGGGUCCAGUUCGGCUGCUGGUUCAAGUUCGGGCUUGGGCUUGCUUGGUUCUUCUCCGUUUUUAUCAUCAACUGCUGCUUCUACUGGAAAUGCAGCAUCUAGUGCUAGUACAACUCCAUUUUCUUCAUCUCCAUUUGGGUCUUCUUCUUCAGCAUCAUCUUCACCUUUUGGAUCAUCUUCAACAGCCCCUUCAUUUGGUUUUCCGUCAUCAGCGGCCUCACUUUCGUUCCAGUCGGCGUCAAAUUCAGCUUCUUCUUCACCUGGACUUUCGUUUGCCAGCUCGGCAGCUGCCAGUUCCUUUUCUUCUUCAUCUGCAUUUUCUUUCCCUGGUGCUUCACCCGCAAGUUCAGCUUCUUCUGCACCGGGAUUUUCAUUGUUAAGUACUUCAACCACCACUUCAGUAUCUUCUGCACCGGGAUUUUCGCUUGCUGCUGCAUCAACUUGUUCUGCAGUCUCCUCACCAGCAUUUUCAUUUUCGACCUCGAGCUCAGCAGCAUCAGGUCCAGCAUGUUCAUUAUCAACGCCAACGCCGAGUGCAGCAUCACCUGCACCUUCAUUCUCUUUUUCCAUGCCUGCUGCGGCUUCGUCAUCCCCAUCACCUUUUUCAGCUUCUACUACUUUGUCAUUUUCGGUUGCAAAAGGGACUGUAAGCUCUGUAACAGCUUCUGCUGCUUCUUCAAGUGCUCCGGUGUCUAAACCUGCCAGUACUGGGUUUUCAAUUUCUUCAUCGCCUUUGUUUUCAACUGUUACUACCCCCACCAGCAUUUCUACAACCGCAGCUGCUACUGGAGCUUCUUCUACGACUAGCGGGACUGGUUUAUCUCUGACAUUUCCUGCACCCACUUCUUCAGCUUCAACGACUAGUGCUGUUGAUACAUCUCCGAUUGCUGGGUUUGGCACCUCUGCCCAAUCUACAGGUUUUUCAUUGUCUAGCAAAGCAUCUGCACCAGCUUUAUCCUCACAGCCUCAAUCAACUGCGGCUGUGCCAAGCUUUGGUGUCCCGAGCACAACUUCUGCCACUGCAACUACUUCAGCUGCUCAAACAUCAUCACCCUUGACUGUGGCUUCUAGUAGUGGGACUACUUCAACUUCUACUGUAGUUGCCACUUCCACACCGAAAUUACCAUCAGAAAUUACAGGAAAGUCUGUAGAAGAGAUCAUCAAGGAAUGGAACGCUGAGCUGCAGGAACGUACUGCAAAAUUUAGAAAGCAGGCUAAUGCGAUUGCUGAGUGGGACAGAAGGAUCUUGCAGAACCGUGAUAUUCUUCUCAAACUUGAGAGUGAAGUUGCAAAGGUUGUUGAGACACAAGGCAGCUUAGAGCGACAGCUGGAGCUAAUUGAGACUCAUCAGGAAGAGGUUGACAAGGCAUUGCAAAGCAUGGAAGAAGAAGCUGAGCGAAUUUACAAAGAUGAGAGAGGAGUGAUUCUUGAUGAUGAAGCUGCAGCAACAAGGGAUGCAAUGUAUGAACAGGCCGAGUUUGUGGAGAGGGAAAUGGAGAAAAUGACAGAGCAGAUCAAGUCAAUCAUUAAUACUUUUAAUGCCUGCCAGGGUGGAGAACUUGAGGCAACUGAUGGAAUGACACCGCUUGAUGUUGUUGUACGAAUCUUGAACAAUCAAUUGAGUUCACUGAUGUGGAUUGAUGAAAAGACUGAAGAAUUCUCAUCUCGUAUUCAGAAGCUUGCAAGUGAAGCGCCUGCUGCCAAUCGUGAAUCGACUGCCCCUAAAUUAUGGUUGACUCGAUGAUUGUCGUAUUGGUGCUGUCAACAGGUUCAUGUCAAAGUAUAAACCCAAGGGCUUCUGAAUCUUUUGUGGAUUCUCCUUCCUGCUGUGUAUGCUAUUAGGUUUGAAGGGAGAGAUGUUAAAUCUUGAUUCAUUUCAAAGGCUUUACAUCUUAUUGGUGAUUGAAAUGCUGAGAUCUUUUUUUUUUUUUUUGAAAUGGUGCUUAAACUCAUGUGCCUAAUCUUUGCUUAUUACUGUCAAGACAAAAUGAUGUUUACAUAAGAAAUACAAAAAAUAGCAGACUAAAAGGUUGAACCGA